AUGGAGUCGGGGAGCUGUGUGAAGGAUUCUCUCUCUUUCUACGACACGAUAAACGAUCGAGCGCUCCUCUCGCCCACUGAACGUCAUCUUGCCACCUCGCUACACGGAUUUCCCGACCAACCGAGCGUGAUAGCUACUCUCACGUCCGAAAUGUCCGGAAAAAGUGGGGCCGAUGUCUGUGAUAGCGAGAGCCGAGAACGUCGCGUGGGACUGGUGUCCGAACUUCAGAAGAAACAGUUCGAGCGCUCCGGGGCUGCCGCCGUUCGCGAAGCCGAAAAGGUCGCCCUCCUGAGCGCCGCGAAACUCGUUGGCGAGGAGGCUGUGCGCAUCGGAUUGAAACGCGCCGCGGGAAAAGGCGCCGUGAAAGUCGCAGGGAAAGGAGUGGCCGUAGCAACGGUGAAGGGCGCCUCGAAGUUUGUUCCCGUCUUUGGCCCGCCGGCUGUGGGGUCGAUUUUCGCCGUAUAUCGACUGGUGAACGGGGAAUACGCAAAGGCAGGCGCGGAGCUGAUGUCCGGUGUCGUCGGCAGCGUUCCGGGCGUCGGUACUGCGGCUUCGUGGGCGCUGGACGCUGGCAUAGCGGGCUGGGACGUGUACGAUGCGUACAGCGAGGGAGCAACUGGGCUUUUCGACGCGAAUUCUCACGUGAAACUCGCCGAAUUACUCGUCGAGAUAGAGUCGUUGGUCGGGGACGGCGUUUUCUCUCUCGACGAUUUCGUUGAUCGGGUUUUCGAAGCGAUUGAUCCCAAAAUGAAGGCGUCAACAGACCCAGAAUACGUUGCGUACUACGUCUACGGGAUCUUCAAGGAUUUCUUCAGCGGCGGAUCAUUGACCGUUGAUGCGAGUAGAAUCCUAUCCGUAAUAAAGCAAAGAAACUACACCGGUGAACAGUUGACCAGUAUUACUACCUUAUUGAAAAGUCGCGGUAGCUAG
Molecule: messenger RNA, 930 nt
Organism: Geodia barretti
Lineage: Eukaryota; Metazoa; Porifera; Demospongiae; Tetractinellida; Geodiidae
Source: the annotation of a GenBank genome assembly